UCGCUCAGGAUUCGCUCAACCAGGAGCUGCCACUCGUUUGGAAUAUCAACCAUGCUUCCACUCUUUUUUUUCGCUACUUUUGCUACACUUUCAUUGGCCAAGACUGUUAGAUAUGAUUUCGAUAUCGGCUGGGUGACGGCUGCUCCGGAUGGGUAUGCAAGGCCGGUCCAGGGCAUCAACGGGCAGUGGCCCCUUCCUAUCAUUGAGGCCGACGUGAACGAUACAGUCAUUGUCAAAAUUCAUAAUUCGCUCGGCAACGAAAGCACCUCUCUGCAUUUCCAUGCACAGUAUCAGUAUGGUACCGGGGUUUCUGAUGGUCCCGUCGGUGUGACACAAUGUCCCGUCUACCCCGGUCAAUCGUAUACCUACAAGUUUAAAGCAUACCCGGCGGGAACGCACUGGUACCACAGCCACGUGAAAGGCGCCUACCCCGAUGGACUGAGAGGUAAAAUGAUAGUCCAUGACCCUGUAUGGGAGGAUAGUCUCAAAAUCGACAAGCAAAUACCGCUGAGCAUGUCCGACUGGUACCAUCGGCAAAUGCCAGAUCUUUUGAAUGAGUACCUGGGCACGGAAAACAGAAACGGGAACAUCCCGAUCCCCGACUCUUUCCUCUUCAACGAUACAACAGCAUCGCCGGAAUUUGUGUUCGAGCCAUUGAAGCGAUACUUGCUUCGUAUAGUGAACAUGGCGGGACUCGCCUGCGGCAACUUUCACCUCGAAAACCACAAUCUUACCGUCGUUGCUGUGGAUGGUAUACCAGUUGAGCCGAGAAACACGAGCACACUUCAGAUCUGUGCGGGGCAGCGAUACGACGCUAUUGUAGUUGGCCAAAAUCGUCCCAACACAAGCACUCAAUACAUUGCGAAGAUGGCGAAAGAUAUGUUGACCAACGAUACUGCACCGCCAGAUGAAAAGCUUUCGGUGAUUGGAGGGAUCUCAUACACUCGAAAUGGCACCCGCGUACCCAUCAAACCGGAGUACACAAAGAUGCUUGUUCCUUGGUGGGUACCUCGUGGAGCUUUGGACGAUAAGACCCUUGUUCCCCUCGAUCGGCAGCCUCUGUACAGAAACGUUACCAAGAGAAUCAACUGGAGCACGAAGCAAGUCUAUUAUGAAGGUAUUGGAACCAGAAUCGCUGUCGGAGAGCAGCCGUGGACGGAACCAAAGGUGCCAACUCUUCUAACUGCUCUAACCACGGGUAAAUAUGCAAACGAACUCUCAACGUACGGGAAAGGCAUCGCGCCCGAACUUACGCAGUUGAACGACAUCGUCGAAAUUUACAUGGAAAACUCUCAACCUUGGCCCCAUCCAAUGCAUUUACACGGACACAACUUUCAGCUUGCCGCCCGCGGCAAUGGUACAUGGAAUGGCGAUGAAUCUGUAUUGAAUCCGAUUCCAAUGAGGCGUGAUACAGUCGUCGUGCCUCCUGAAGGUUAUAUUGUUCUCCGUUACAAAGCAGACAACCCAGGUGCCUGGCUGUUCCAUUGCCACAUAGAUUUCCAUCUUGCGGCGGGUAUGGCAGCUAUCAUUAUCGAGGCUCCCAGCGUGCUCCAAAAACAGCAAUCGUUGAACGCUCAGGUUAUAUCAACUUGCAAGACCAGCAACAUGUGCCCGGUGGGCAAUUGUGCCUGUCGACCUGGACAAAUCUCGGCUGCCGAUUCAGACAGUCAAUGCAACACCAUCUUCAACUCGCGUGGGAUGGAAGAUGGAGCGUUGAUCACGCCCGAAGAAUUCCGGCCGAUGUAUCAAAGCAAGUCGUUACUUGUAAAGGGCUGA
Messenger RNA from Periconia digitata, 1776 nucleotides. The record is from the annotation of a GenBank genome assembly. Lineage: Eukaryota; Fungi; Ascomycota; Dothideomycetes; Pleosporales; Periconiaceae.